Messenger RNA from Hypoxylon fragiforme, 703 nucleotides. RefSeq lists its product as uncharacterized. Bases 177 to 641 code for a protein of 154 amino acids. Lineage: Eukaryota; Fungi; Ascomycota; Sordariomycetes; Xylariales; Hypoxylaceae. The record is from RefSeq and is a predicted model, not a curated record. The transcript is spliced from 2 exons.
CGAAGUCCUACUUAUACAUACCCAGAUUAAUAUCUUCUUACCUUAGAGUCAAGUCGGCCCCCAUUAGCCCUACCUAUACAUACUUAAUUAUAGCUCCAACGAAACUAGGCUUCUAUACAUCAAAUACAACAUAACAUAAACUCUAAGAGGACCGAUCCAUUUCUAUACGUAUCAUAAUGGCAUUAGGGAGAUGGACGUUUCCCACGAGUAGGAAGCAGUCUACCGCGAGCUCUAGCGGGAACCGCACGAACGGUGCCUCGACACCCAGUGACUUCGAAACACAAGAUUCUAGCAAAUCGCAGUUCCGCCUGCUACGAAGUCUGACCGGAGGCUUCAAAUCACCCAAGGCAAAAAAGACAGCCGAGCAGCAGCGGGAUGAGUGUUACCAUUUGAACAAGCCAUUUACCCCGCAAAACCUAGAGCACCAGAAGAUCUUGGGCGCUUUCGAGUGGAAUUUCGGGAGAAGGAGGAAGUCGAGCCACGGUGGUCGGAGUAGCAUGAGUGGCAUUAGCCCGAGCACUUCGAGGAAUGCCAGUGUAGACCGCAAUCACACAGCUCUUUCUUCUAGUCCAACAGAGACACAUCAUCGGUUCAGUCACCACAAGCCACCCCGAGAUAACAAACGUGGAUCAUCGGGCUGAGAUGGGAUGAAUAUUUAGGGGAUUUUAAUGAACGAAUGUAAUAUGAUGGGCUCGGAUUCGAA